Molecule: messenger RNA, 876 nt
Organism: Pyrenophora tritici-repentis Pt-1C-BFP
Lineage: Eukaryota; Fungi; Ascomycota; Dothideomycetes; Pleosporales; Pleosporaceae
Product: Trichoplein multi-domain protein
Source: RefSeq, a predicted model, not a curated record
AUGACGCUGCCAGCCUACUCGUCCGCCGCGAGGGAGAAUGAGAGGGUACUAGCUCGCGAAGGCGAACGAGCAGGCAUGGACAAUGUCAUCGAGUUACCAGAAUCUUUAGAAGACGAGGAGAGACAACGAGAAGAAGAGAUGGAAUCACUAUACCAAAUAAGGCUGGCACGGCGAAUCGAGGCAGCAGACAGAGAGGCACGACGGCAAGCGCGGCGAGAGGCGCGAGCACGAGGCGACGUCCAGGCUCUCGCAGACAUUCGACGAAGAGCAGAAGAAGCAGCAGAUCUCUCGGUAUCCCAAAUGCUCAUCGCAGAGCACCAAACGCGAACGCGAACGCGAACGCGCGAGCAGCGAGUAUCUUCUGUAGCCUACGGCGACCUAGGCGUCGCACGACACGACGGCACCCGCAUACGCGGAAACUCGACCGAAAGCGACAUCCGCCCUCUCCUCGACUCAGCCGCCUCCUUCUCCGGCCACUCCCGCAACGACACCCACCAGCGCGGCCUCUCGAUAACCUCGCUCGCCCAAUCCGUCGAAUCCCGACCGUCUGAAGAUUACGAUUUCGCAGACGCUUCGCGCACAAACUCGCAUUCCGCCAGUGGCAGCGACGGCUUCGAAAUUAUACCUCUACACCCUGAAUCAAGCUAUCACAGCCAUAGCCAUAGCGAAGGUGGUAGCUUGCCUUCGCCGCAAAUGCAUGUCCUCCCAGAGGAAGAAGCACCCGCUUAUGAAGACCCGCCAAAUUAUGAGAGUCCUGUUGAUACGCGCGCGCCGCAGUUACCAGCGCUGAAUCUCAAUUUGGGGCGUUUACCUAGUAUACGCAUCGUUACUGAGAUGACGCCUGUGGAAGCGAGAGCCGCGUCGCCAAAUCGAUGA